Cladocopium goreaui is the source of this 917-nucleotide messenger RNA. The record is from the annotation of a GenBank genome assembly. Lineage: Eukaryota; Dinophyceae; Suessiales; Symbiodiniaceae.
AGGUCUGUUUCGACUUCCGACUGGGCGAGCUGCCUCGGGGAGUGGAACAUGAGGGGCAGCCAGCACGGCUGAUGAGAACAGCAGACUCAGGAGAUGCCACGAUCUUGUCGGUUCCACCUGGAGGAUACAUGAGGCUUCCCUUGGACUUCUCGGAGAAGCACGGUGCUACUGUCACUCAAUAUACACUGGUGGUGGAGUUGCGAUGCUCCCAUCCCCGUCCCUUGUCCCUCUUUCAAGCGACCUGGCCAGAAGUCUCAGCAAAUCACCCUACCAUCUCUGAAUGCAUCGUGGACGACGGCCGACUUCUUGUGGGUGGUGCAGAAAGCGAAACGAUGAGAUCAUUGGCGACGGCCAGACAACAAAACCGCUUCAUUCGGCUCUUCUAUGUGUGCGAUGCGAAGGAGGGUCAAAUCGAGGUCUAUGUGAAUGCAGACCUGGCAUUGCGAGUGAACAACGUACAGCAGAGCCGUUUUCAGCUGGAUCGAAAAGGCUUGCUUCUGCUGGCCAGCAACAGUGCUUCAUACAUGCCCGGGAACGUGGAACUGAAGCGUGUGGAACUUCACCGACGUCUCAUGAACUCACAGGACAUCAAAGCUCAUGCCUCACAGCGCUGGUCCUUCCGGGGUGCUGCUCUCUCGUCGGCGCUGCGACAGCUGCGGGGGAAGUUAUCCCUCUGCGCACUGGACAAGAAACCGCAGCCAGUUUGGUGUGAUCUAUCGUUCUUGGCUCAUUUCUGCGACGUUUUUAUGAACAUUAACAAUGGAAGCAUCUACCGAUCUCUACAGGUGGUUCAUCUGGGACUUGAGAAACUCAUUGCCGAGAAGAAUCCUUUGAUGUCUGCAGACGACCAGGCUGCUGCAAAGAAAGCCUGUGGCAUCUUUGAAUCAGGCCAUGGGAUACGGAUGGAUACGGAUUAG